Protopolystoma xenopodis is the source of this 357-nucleotide messenger RNA. NCBI's taxonomy places the organism in Eukaryota, Metazoa, Platyhelminthes, Monogenea, Polystomatidea, Polystomatidae. The record is from the annotation of a GenBank genome assembly.
AUGAGUUCCAUCUCUGAUGAUGUCGACGUGGAAAAUCCAGGCUCAUAUGACGGAUCGCAGCAUUAUGUUAUCACUCAUCUUGAACAAUCUUUAACCGAAAAGGAGCACAUAGGCGAAGUUUGGUCAGCCCCCUUCACUUUCUGGCUCACUAUUUCUCAACCACUUCACGAUCAAGACGUCGAGAGUUCGCCAUCUAAAAAUGUUAUCGAUAUUGCGCUUUCAGCGCAAUACCUUGACCCUGCCAGGUCCUCCGGUGUUCAACCCUACCUUACUUCUGUGGUAAAUCGUCUUCCAGAUUUCGUGGUCCCGACCUCUUGGGUCUCGACCUACGAAAUGUGGAGGAUCCAUUUGCACUAG